Messenger RNA from Psylliodes chrysocephalus, 3183 nucleotides. Lineage: Eukaryota; Metazoa; Arthropoda; Insecta; Coleoptera; Chrysomelidae. The record is from the annotation of a GenBank genome assembly.
CCUAAAACAGGUAAGUUGGUAAUUUGUAUCAUCAAUAUUUGAAAUUUUUAAUGCCAACUUUUAAAAAUUCACUAUUUAAUUUAUUAUUAGAAGAUAUUAUUUUGAUUGGUUGGUUGGUUUGUCUUCACCUUCGCCAGAUUAUUUAUAACAUGCUUUAUUUAUCUUGUCAGUCUGGCAUUACACAGUUUUUUUUAAUAUCAAACAUAAAUAGUUAUUAUCGAAACUGUAACAAAUAUGACAGAAUCACAAACGGGAAAUAUGGGUACCGAAAAAAUGGACGAAGCACCAGAAGAAGAUAAGAAAAAGGUUACUCACGCCCCAAAAAAAUCGGAAUCUAUGUAUAUUUCAGCCCAUAAAUCCAAGAGCGGCAGCUACAAAUCUGUUACGAAAGUGGGAUCCAGAUCCAAAGUCGACUUAAAAAACGCACCGAAAUCGGGACACGAUAUAAAAACUACAACCAGCAGCAAACAAUUCAAAAAACGGAAAAGGGCAGCGGAAUUUUCAACUUCCGAAGAAAAAAUUUUAGAAAUACCUUCUUCCAUCGAAGUCAUAAAUUCUUCCUCGGAGGAAUCGUCUUCGGAGGAAGAGAAAGAAAUAGUGCGGAAAAGCAAGCCUAAGAUGAAAAAGGGAAAAAUCGGAGCGCAGUCAGAAGAAGCUCUUGCUAAAAGAGGAAAAAAAGAAUCUGCAGCUGUGAAAGGUGUAAAAUUAAAAUUAGAAGGGGAUGAAGUAGUCAAAGAAGGCGAAAUGACUGAAGAUGAACUGGUAGCAGAAUUCAUAAAAUCGAAAGCCGGGCAUUACAAACCGCCACCACCGUUGCCAGAUCCCGCUGUUCUGCUAGAAGAAGCCAUGAUCAAGUUGGUGAAGAAACCGAACAUGAAGAAAGAGGAAAUCGAAGAAAUCCGGAUUCAACAAGAAGCGGAAAUAGCUAGGAAAAUAGAGCAAGAGGUGCAAAAGCGAGCUGACGAGUUGGAGAGGGUCAUGGAGAACGAGCGACGCGAACAAAUCGAUGCUCAGCUCAGAGCGGAUCAGCUCGAAAAGUCCGUUAUUAUGACGCAAGAAGUGGUCCAUCAUUUCCGAGAGACUCUUAGAACUGAAAAGGAACUCAGAGAAUGGGAGUUGUAUCUUCAAUGUCGUAAAUUACCCAAUCCAGCAUUUUGCAACGAUAUGACGACGUUUCUUCGCAUGUGGGAGGAGAAUAUGACUGUCAUCACCAUACCAGAAGCUUCUGAAACAACAAAACAAUGUUUGGAAUUGAUCAGCGAUCUCGAAGAGGUGAUCGCACUAGCCACAGAAGACGAUCAACACAAGCUUCCAAAUUGGUUCUGGAUCCGUCAGCUGUUCCGCGAUCAGCAAACAGUCUGUUUGGAUAUUGCGACUUACAGGCUUAUGAAGAACGUUGGCAAGAACAUGAAUCGAGUAAAUAUACCGAUAGCUGAUUACAAUUUCAAAGAUGAUUAUUCUACUAUAUGCGUUUGGUUGCGCGUACAAAAUCCAAUACCUCUGACCAAUCCGAGGAGACCACCAAGACCGAGAAUAAUCAUUACGUUUGAGAAAAUACACAAUUUUAAACUGAUGUUACCGUACGUAUUGGAUUGUCACGAAAAAGCCGUGAGGGUCAUGUACUUAAGGUACGACCACCAGAGUGAUACUUGCGAAAAUAGCAAACCGCCAACAUUCCCGCCUUCAUUCGAUUUAGAUAUGCUGCAAACUUUUAAAAACGAAUGGCGCACGAAAUUGAAAUAUAAAUACGAACGUCGGGAUAGACAGCAACCUCCUAGCAAAGACGAUCCGGAAUAUGAAAAUUGGGUACCGGAACAGGAGGAAUUCGGACCGGACGAAGAAUAUCCGUUCGUACCUUACAAGCAUCUAAUUCCUUCGCCCAACGAGUAUGUCGCCAUCUUAGAAGAGUUUAGAUACAAUCAAGAAAAAAAGGCUUUUCUCGAUUUAGUACCAGUUGAAACGGAAGCUCUUAAUUUGAGAAAGUUUUCAAUAUUAGGAGGUAUUUUUGCGGUACACUAUAUCUGCCAGCCCCCUCAGCCGUCCACGUUCGCCACUAUGACACACAUAUAUGAAGCCAGGCUGUUUAUUCCUCAAGAACUUACAUAUGUAAAAUUUUUCGCCGAAUACGAUCCGCCUAUCGAAUAUCUAUUUGUGGAUCCGAAUGCACGAAAACAACCGACUCCAGAAUAUGUGGAAGAAUACCAGAUGCAGCAGGAUGCUUUGAAUACUCUCAUUAUGAUUGGUUUGAAGAUACCCCAGGGAGUGAUUUUUCUACGACAACCAGAAGUGUAUGUGUGGCUCGAAGAUGAAAAGUAUUGGACGAAUAAGUAUAUUCAUUAUUCGCAUUUUGACCAAGAAUCACAACGUAUCGAAUUCAGGUCUCAGAAAUUUGGACUUUUCGCUUUAGCAACUCCAAGAUACGGACAUUUGCCAUACAAAUGUUGGGAAAUUAAACCUGAGAUAGAUGGAUCGGUCACAAUAAGUAUCGUCGCUUCCGUAUUGAUUCUAGAAUUUAUAGUUAAAGAUGGAUUGAUUUGUCUUUCUCUGAUAGAGAACUGUCCCAGGAGGAACGCAUUGCAAGACAAAUUAUUCGAAUAUAAGCAGUUCCAUAUGUUGAAAAAGAUGUUAAAAAACCACGGAGUAGAUAUAUUUCCUGAGGCAGAUUCUUAUUUUUAUGUUGAAGGAGGUCUAGAAAAGCACUGGCCGACAGAAAAACAUUUGUACACCAAUAUGGCCGCCUUGUGUGGAUCUUUUAAUUUCGCUUGGUCCAAGUGGAAUGCGGCACAAUCGAGAAAAAGUUUCGUAGUACAAAUGAGAGAAUACGCACCGAAAAAAAGAAAACAAAAAAGUUUUACGUUAAUGAUGGCGUCGUCUCUCAAGGCCGUUUAUCUAAAAUGCGCUGAAGAUACAGAAGAAUUUAGUCCAGAACCUAUGGAAGGUAUAAAGUUCAGUGCUGACCUGUAUAAUUUAAUGAAAAGUACUGUCAGUAUGUUCUUGAGAAAUACAAUAGAAGAUUAUUCGAAGAUGAAUAUUCAUGUUUUAACUGAUUUCUUGGUAUCAACAAGACUGAUGAGCUUUUGUUAAAAACAAAAACAGUAACAUGAGAGAAUAUUAUUGGAAUAUCCCUUUGCAAAAUCUUGUUCAACUUGUACGGAACCCAUAAUAAAAUUAUAUUCAACCAUC